CCAGCUCAACUUUAGUCUGCAGAGCGGAUAUUUUGCGGAGCGGAUCCGACGGGUACUCCUGUGCAGAGUGUUUGACAAUUAGUAUGCAUUGUCCCGCAAGCCCAAAUAUAUGCAGAGACGCUUCUGGAACUUUCUAAAAUUUACAUAAGUAUAAAAACUUGUAGGUUUAGCUCGACAUUUCAUUCAUUAUUAGUGUGUGUGUUCAAGCAAUAAAACUUUUGCCAACCGGAGUAGUUAACAGAGUGCAUAUACGAGUGAAGGUGAGUGAAUACAAGAGAAGGUGAGUGCAUACAAGUAAAUGUGAGUGCGUACAAAUGAAGGUGAGUGCAUACCAGUGAACAUGGCUGAAACGAAGUGAAGGAAAUUGCGUACAAGUGAAGGUGAGUGCGUAUAAGUGAAGGUGAAUGCAUUAAGGUAAAUGUCAAUGAAUACAAAUGUAUGGAAGUGUGAGUUGAUCUUUUUGCCAUAUUAGGAUAUACCAUAUAUGGUAUAAACAUUAAGUGCCCUAUAUGCAUGCAUGAAGUUCUUGCCAAUCUCGUUCCCAGAGUCAUCGUUCCCCUUGACCAGCGGUCGGAAAACUAGAGCUCUGGUUGUUGCGGGGGAAGACCGGGGGAAGGAGAAAGCCCCGGAAGACUGUGGGAACGGGAUUGAGUUCUUGCCGGAAAAGCUCUUCGUACAGGAACGCUUGCUACGCAGGCUAUGGCCUUAAAAGAAGACAAGUCUCUGGUAGUACACAAUGCCUACCGCUAUCCUGAGCUAACCACUUUUGGCCCAGAAAUAACCCUGAAAGUGCCGAAGCUUGACUGCCUUAUUUCAGUGAUAGCGGAUGCUGACAGAGUUCCAUCAUUCUACUACUGGAUUGUGAGUGGUCUGCAAACAGCUAGUUACUGUACUACUGCUUUAAAUGUGUUGGAAGGUGGUGACUGUAUUACUUCAAUAAAUGGAACAAGUACUGUUGACAAAGACAAAACCUUUUUUGAGAGAAUGAAACAUCAUAAAUGCAGUCAUAAUGAUGUGCUGAUUCUUAAAAUAAGAAAGCCAGUAGAACACCAAGAAUAUAAUCUCUGGGAUCUAACGCCAGUGAAGCCUGACAUUAAAGAAGGACUCAAGAACCUGCCUUUUAGUCUUCACAUCUUUUACCCGGAUUUAAAUGACAGCAGCAAAACAUAUGCACUGGUUGACAAGAUUAACUUGCAACAAAGGAAAGACCUGAAGGGUCUAAAACGAGGAGAUAAAGUUACUGAAAUCAAUGGGCACAUACUUCAAAAUAAGACGCCAGAAGAGCUCCAACAUAUUGUUCACCGGCUUCAUCCACAAGAGCAGAUCACACUAACCUUUGAAAGAAGGAAAUGGAGGCAGAAUGGACAUCUCACCAGAUAUGCCAUUGAGUCACCGGCAUGUCUGGCAUGGAGACGACUUCAAGUUGAGUUGAGGGCAAUUAAGAGCAAAUCAAAGAUCAAUCCUGGUCAAAGCUUUUUGUUUUUAUUUAUUGAGAAUCAGCUUGAACAACCCUGCGCAAUUAUCACACACAUUUUUGCUGGUCAGACACCUGCUGCAAUGUGCCAAUACCUCAACCCAGGAUGCAAAAUAACAGCAAUUAAUGGAGAGUCAGUUAAAGGUCUCAGUUACCAUGAGAUGAUUACCAAGCUAGAAAGAGCUAAAACAUCAGUGGUGUUAUCAAUAGAGGAACCCACAGGUUUUCUGCUUGAAGGAAGUUCUCCUCCUUCCAGAAACACAUGGCCAUCAGAGACAGAACAUGGAUGUCUACAUAAAUCCCAUAGUGAUAGACAGAUUCGCUAUGCUUACAGUUCUGAAGCAGACAACAACUUGCAAAGAACUGAUUUAACUUGUAAACAAAAGCAACAGUCCACAAGCGAUGUUGUCUGUGAUGCCAAACCCAUGUUUCUGUCUGAAUCCGGGUCCAUGCCCCCAGCAUCGGAUUACAACACAGGAUUCAUUGAUGGAGCAAGCAGUAGCCCUGGCUGCCGAAGCGUACAGAAACCAGGCAGUCCAAAUCUUGUGCCCUCAGUGCCACAUGAUCAUGAAACAGCAACGGACCAAGACAUGCCUGUUUCCCAGGACUGUUUGCCAAAUACUACACCUGACAAACUAAAACUAACUAUUGAUCAUAUUCCAAGGAAAAUUUUCCAUUUGCUUUGCACAAAGCUGGAUACCCUAAGCUGUCUCUACAAUGACUACCGUCUUUUGGCUGAUGAGCUUAAAUUUCCUCCGCAGGAGAUUUCCAUCCUCAGUAGUAGUAAAGAACCUACCUGUGAACUCUUAAAUACAUGGCUCAAACGAAAGGGUAGUGAGGCCACUGUCAAGGUGUUGCUGGGUGCCUUCCAAGAAAUGAAGCGGCAGGACUUAUGGCAGUUAUUGCAAAACUGGGUAGAAGACUGCUCUAAUUAAAGGUUAGUGCUUUGUGAAGCAACAAGGCAAUGUAAGGGAGAUCUUGCAUGUAGAAAAACGUUGUGAGAAAGAUGUUUAGUAGCUAAAAUACGUUAAAUUACAUGUUCUGCAGUGACUAUAGUGAGAGGAGUGUGAUAUAAAAGAGGAGCUUUUUAUGGAAUAGUAAUUAUUCAUUAGCAAUCUCUGAGCCUAGAAAAGUAAUACUAGUUUGGGCAAGUUGUGACUUAAAAAAAAUUGAACUAUUUUUUUGGAGGUCUUUAAGAGAACGAACUGUACUUGAGUAAACUUCAAAGAUGAAAAUAAAAAUUGGUCAAAGUACCAGUAUAUACAUACCAGUAUAUUAAUAAAUAUAACUGGAUCAUAUUUUAGGUUAUAACAAACAAUGGAAUGGUUACAUGUAUUAAUCUUUAAAUAUUAUGAAUAGGCUGUAAUUAUUUUUUCAUUAUAAUUUUUUUAUCAUCAGUUUUUAUUCAACUGCAAAGAAAAUAGAAACUGUUUGUUGUCAAUUAGUAAACACCGUGUAUUAUUGUUAUCUUUUUCGCAAAGUGGCAUUAUUUUUCCCAAAAAAACAAUAAAUACGUUGUGAGUAGUACUAGCUGUAUAGUAUAUAUUGUUUGUCUUCUAAUUAACAAUUAGAUUAUAAGAUCAAGAUUUCUAUAAGGUGAUAGGUGAUAAGGUCGUGGACCUCAGCAACUAUCACCUCAUAGAUAUCGAGAGCGAAUAAUAUAAUUGUUUUAGAAGAAUUGUAACAAAUAACAAUUUCAAAUCGUUCAAAUCAAAUAACAAUUUGUUCAUUCUUUCUCAGCGUAGCAUUUAACUUCACGCUCUAGAAAAAAUAACGCGGAUUGCAUUGGUUUUUGAAACUUGCAGUUGUGCAUGCAUGUUCAUUAGUUCAUUGACAAAUGUCACAUAAUGGUCAGUUUCCUUUCUCGCAUGUUCUUGAGAAUUUCAUCAUUCAGUAAUAUUUCUAAAAUAUCCUCCACAAAACAUUAGCGAAACAAAAAAACAUCGCCAACACUGCAAUUAUAUGUAGACGACCUGCAGCCACUGCACUCCAAUAAACAAUGAAAUACAAGUAGCUUAGCCAAUCACAUUGCAUUAGUAUACUAGUAGUCAAGAUCCUACUAUGAAAUAUUUAUUUUUAUAUAAGCUGGCGUUUUUCCCGCCACAGCGUGCCCAUUCAUUGGCUUGUUUAUGGUCACAUGGCAUCUAACAAUGAAACUGUUUACCGCCAAAUGCCAUGAGCGGGCAACAUUGCGAAAACUAUGAUGGCAAAUGGGAAACAGUUCACUGUUACCCGCGAAAUGUUGACCGCUGUUGCACGUGAUCAGAUUGUGCAUUUGAAGGUGGCCUGAUGUUGUCGCUGGAGUGUCCGCGCGCUUUUUUUAACAUUUGCUCUUGUUUUGUUUUGCUACAUAACAAAUCACUUAAUGACUGGCCACUUGGGAAACAGUGAAUUUUGUUUCCCUCGAAUCUCAAUGUUCCCUCGACUUCGCCUCGGGAAACAAACUUCACUGUUCCCCUCGGGACCAGUCAUUAGGUGUUUAGGGCGGUUUUUAACUGGUUGUUGUAAAACCAAAACCAAAACCUAAGUAAUUGUCUAAUUACUUUCUACACUCAACUGAAAACCGCUCUAAUGUUGGCUUAUUUAUACAAAAAAAGAACACCAUACAAUGUAGUGCAUUAUAGAGCAGCAUAUUGUAACAAAUUUAUAUGUAAAGUAGACAGAGUAUUGUCAGUGCAAGGUAGAAUAAGAAUAGUGCCUUAUUGUACGUGUAUGUAGAGCAAAAAAUCUAUUUUUAUAGCAUAUAAAUAUUACUAAUCGUACAGAAAGUAGAGAGUAUUGUAUCUUAUUGUAAGUAAGUAUUAUAGCGUACUUGUAAGUAGAGUUAACUUUGUAUUUUUAUUUUUUGUACGUAGCGUAAGUAUUGCUAGUAUCGUAAUUUUGAAAGUAGAGCAAGUAUUGUAAUGUAAAUGAUGUAAGUAUUGCUCUGAAAGUAAUCUAGUUAUUUUUUGGAAGUAGCAUAUUGUAGGGAAAGUAGAAAAUUGAGAAAGUAGAGUGCUGUAUGGUAAGUAAUGCGAUGUGUUUUCCAAAUUAAAAAAAGGAAACACGCUGUAAGAAAGCACACGUAGGCGGGUGCACUAAAAGCUUUCCUUCUGUAACUCAACAUAUAGAAACAGGUAACUUAAAUUGGAGUUGUUGCUGUAAUUCAUGAUGGUGCAAGCAAGGGGACUUUAAAUUUUGAUUAUCAAAAUAAACAAGUGAACUUGAAAAA
Molecule: messenger RNA, 4685 nt
Organism: Orbicella faveolata
Lineage: Eukaryota; Metazoa; Cnidaria; Anthozoa; Scleractinia; Merulinidae
Biological process (GO): signal transduction
Molecular function (GO): protein binding
Source: RefSeq, a predicted model, not a curated record